Messenger RNA from Tachyglossus aculeatus (Australian echidna), 1648 nucleotides. It is a transcript of the gene IFT38, whose product is annotated as clusterin associated protein 1. The record is from RefSeq and is a predicted model, not a curated record. The transcript has 14 exons. NCBI's taxonomy places the organism in Eukaryota, Metazoa, Chordata, Mammalia, Monotremata, Tachyglossidae. The coding region runs from base 107 to 1405 and encodes 432 amino acids. Gene Ontology annotation, biological process: cilium assembly. Gene Ontology annotation, cellular component: centrosome; cilium; intraciliary transport particle B.
GGUUUCCACGGAAACAGACCGCCUCAGGCCGUGGCCUCGCUCCAUCUCCGUCUGUCCCUCGCCUCAGCCGCCAUUAAUCGCCUCAGCCGCCUCAGCCUUCGUCGCCAUGACGUUCCGCGACCUCAGGAAUUUCACAGAGAUGAUGCGGACCCUGGGGUACCCCCGUCACAUCUCUAUGGAGAAUUUCCGCACUCCAAACUUCGGACUCGUAUCGGAAAUGCUUCUCUGGCUUGUGAAGAGGUAUGAGCCACAGACUGACAUCCCUUCUGAUAUUGAGACGGAACAAGAUAGAGUUUUCUUCAUUAAGGCGAUUGCACAAUUCAUGGCCACCAAAGCUCACAUAAAACUCAAUACUAAGAAGCUUUAUCAGGCAGAUGGGUAUGCAGUUAAAGAACUGUUGAAAAUUACUUCUGUGCUCUACAAUGCAAUGAAGACCAAAAGGAUGGAAGGUCCUGAAAUAGAAGAGGAAGAUACCAGCAAAUUCAAAUUUGAUCUAGGCUCAAAGAUUGCUGAUUUGAAGGCAGCCAGGCAUCUUGCAUCUGAAAUCACCUCCAAAGGCGCAUCCUUAUAUGACUUACUUGGCAAAGAAGUGGAGCUGAGGGAAUUGAGAAUGGAGGCAAUUGCCAGACCGUUGGAGAUAAAUGAAGCAGAGAAAGUGAUGAAGAUUGCAGUCAAAGAUAUUUUGGCACAAAUCCAAAGGACGAAAGACCUGCUAAACAACGUGGCCUCUGAUGAAGCUAACUUGGAGACCAAGAUCGAAAAGAGAAAAUCCGAACUCGAAAGGAACCAAAAGCGCCUCCAGACGUUACAGAGUGUCAGGCCAGCGUUUAUGGAUGAAUAUGAGAAGAUUGAGGAGGAGCUGCAGAAGCAAUAUGACACUUAUCUGGAAAAAUUUCGGAAUCUGGCCUACCUAGAACAGCAACUUGAGGAUCAUCAUAGAAUGGAGCAGGAGAGGUUUGAGGAAGCUGAAAACACUCUACGCCUGAUGCAGAGCAAGCUUAAGGAAGAAGAAAAGCGACUGCUCAAGAGUGGAAGCAAUGAUGAUUCCGACCUAGAAAUCCAAGAGGAUGAUGAAUCUGACAGUGAAAUCGAAGAUAGAAGGCUGUCAAAGCCUCGGACAGCCCUGGAAGCCUUGAUGGAAGGAAGACCUAACAAACGCGUCGUGGGCACCAUGCAAGGUGGAGAUACAGACGAUGAUCCGGAAGCAGCCCCAGCUCCCUUAAGUAAAUGCAAGACUUCCAGGAGCAAGAAGCAGGAAGGUUCAGAGGAGAGUGAAAUUGAUAUGGAAGAUGACGAAGAUGACGACGAAGACGUAGAAGAUGAGAGCACGGCGCUGUCUCCGACCAAGGCGAGCCAAAGGGCGAGGAAACCUGAGCCUCUGGAGGAGAGUGAUAAUGACUUCUGACUCCCUUCUGGUCCAAGGGUAGUGAAGAUGCCAAAAGAUUUCCUGAUCUAUUUUCAAGAUCUGCAAGAAUUGACCUAGAGCUUUUUGGAAAAAGGUAGAGUGAAUUUGUUUUGCACAAUGGGGUUGGAGAGCUCGACAUAUAUGUAGGAAAAAAUCAUAUUCCUAAAGCAAAAGACUGAAGCAAUCCAUGAGAUUCAAUAUUUAAUUACUUCAUUUAUACAUUAAACUCCACAUUUAAAAAUA